Molecule: messenger RNA, 1553 nt
Organism: Antechinus flavipes (yellow-footed antechinus)
Lineage: Eukaryota; Metazoa; Chordata; Mammalia; Dasyuromorphia; Dasyuridae
Product: serpin B4-like
Exons: 8
Coding region: 79-1266 (395 amino acids)
Biological process (GO): negative regulation of endopeptidase activity
Molecular function (GO): serine-type endopeptidase inhibitor activity
Source: RefSeq, a predicted model, not a curated record
GUCAAAAAGAGGUUUCAAAUUCACUCAACUGACUGGUAACUUUGUAGCUGAAAAAAGGAAGGCUUCAGCAGCUGGACAAUGAGUUAUUUAAGUGAAGCAAAUGCCAAAUUUGCCUUUAAGCUUUUCAGAGAAUUGGAACAAAAUGCGAAGGAUAAUCUGGUCAUUUCCCCUCUGAGUAUCUCAGUUGUUAUGGCCAUGGUCUUAUUUGGAGCCAGAGAGAAAACUGCAUUUCAAAUGCGGAAGGUGCUUCAUUUAGAUGAAGUUACAAAAGGUGUCAGGCCAAGUGUGGAAGAUGGUGCAUCAGCAGAGGCUGAAUGCGGCACACCUGAAGAAGAGGUCCAUUCCCAGUUUCAUUCCCUCUUGGCAGAAAUCAACAAACCCAAUGAUGAUUAUUCAUUGGCCAUUGCUAACAGACUCUAUGGAAGCCAGACAUUUCAGUUCCUGCAGCCUUACUUAGAGGGUGUAAAGAAUAUUUACCAAGCAGGACUGGAAACAGUGGACUUUUUACAUGCUUCAGAAGACAGCCGAAGGAAGAUUAAUUCAUGGGUUGAAAAUCAAACAAAUGGAAAAAUCAAGGAGCUAUUUUCAGCAGGUACUAUUGACCCAACUACUGUCCUGGUACUGGCAAAUGCCAUUUAUUUCAAAGGAAAGUGGGCCAUGAAAUUUAAGCAAGAAAAAACUCAAGAAACAAAUUUCAUGACAACCAAGGACACAAGCAGACCUGUGCAGAUGAUGAAACGGACAGGAUUCUUCAAUAUGGGAUAUAUUGAGGAACCUGCAGGGAAGAUACUUGAACUACCAUAUACAAACAAACAUCUAAGUAUGUUUGUAUUGCUGCCUAGGGAUGUUGAUGGCUUAGAGAAGUUACAGCAAGGACUCACCUUUGAGAAAUUACUAAAUUCGAUGAAGCCUGAAAAUAUGGGCCAAAAAGAAGUUAUUGUGCAUUUUCCACGGUUUAGAGUGGAAGAGACUUACUCUCUGAAACCCAUAUUGGAAGCUAUGGGGAUGACAGAUAUAUUUGAUACAGAAAGUGCUGACUUUUCAGGAAUGGCAAUACAAAAGGGCUUGGCUGUGUCCAAAGUCAUCCAUAAGUCCUAUGUGGAGGUGAAUGAGGAGGGCACUGAAGCAGCAGCUGCUACUGGUGUUGUGGUUGGAUAUAAUUCUUCUAGGAAAGAAGAAUUUAAAUGUGACCACCCAUUUCUCUUUCUCAUUCGACACAACAAAAGCAAUACUAUUCUCUUCUAUGGUAGAGUUACUGCCCCUUAAUAAAGAGGAGUUGAGAACUAAUAAAAUAGAAGUUUCUUGAGAGUAGGAACUUUUUCCACGUCUGUCUUUGUAUUCCUACAGAACCAUAUAAUGGGCACUUAACAAAUAAAUAUUUGUUGAAUUAAAUUUAUCCAUGUCAAAUGAGAACUGGUUGAAAUAACUAGAAUGUUUCAUUCUCUUUUAUAUUUUAUUCUUAUUUUUGGUUUCAAAUUCUCCCUUCCUAUACUUCCUUGCUCCCAUGGCUGUUGGAGUACACCUCUAGUGAAUACCAAGAAUGUGAAUGAAUA